This is a messenger RNA of Hepatospora eriocheir, 1395 nucleotides long. NCBI's taxonomy places the organism in Eukaryota, Fungi, Microsporidia, Hepatosporidae. The record is from the annotation of a GenBank genome assembly.
AUGUUUAAGUAUCUUUUAAUACUGGUUAAUUUAGGAGCAAAUACUGUUGAUAAAGAAUCAAACAAUAUGAAAGAAAAUGAUAGUCAAAUGAUAAAUAUUUCUCAAUUUGGAAAGAAAGUUAAUAUCGGUCAAAAUGGAUUGUUUUUAAGUGCAAUUCCAACUGUGGAUUCUAAAAUAACAUUUCAAAAUAAACAACAAGCUUCAACUUUUGAAAUAUCACAACAUUCAAACAAACAACACAUGAUUAAGUUAUAUGAUACUGAUAAAGUGAUAGAAAAGAGUCUUUCUAAACCAGAUGUAAUUCAAAUUAAUACUGUAAAAGCCAUUGAUAAUCAACUAAUGAUGCUAGAAUUGGAUAAUGGGAAGUAUAAAAUUAAAAUAAAAUAUGAUACUAUUGAAGUAUGUUUGACAAAUAAGGAUAAUGUACUUGUUGCAGAGCCUUGUACGGAUAAUAAUACUCAGAGAUUUGAUAUUAUAGCUGAUAACUUACCACCAGAUAAUAUAAACGAAGACUUUGCAAAAAUAUUAAAGGAUGAUUUUUACUUACAAGUUGAUAAUAUUCCAGUUACUAAAUUAGGAAAUAUUUUAUCUUUUGGUUUAGAAUCCGAACCAAUUAAAUUUACAUCAGAAAAAGUUAAUGAUUUUUAUAGAUUAAAAACAAGAAGUGGUAAAUAUUUAGACAUAAACAAUAAUAAUAUUACAAUUAAUACUAGUGAUAAUAAAAAUACAAAUUUAUUUCGUAUCAAAUCUAUUCCAGGUAAUAGAGCAUUUAUUAUAGAAAUAGUAAAUGGAAAGUGUUUAUCAAAAGAUUUAGAUAAUAAAAUCGUAUUAUCUGAAUGUGGGGAUGAGAAGAUGAAACAAGAUUUUAAUUUUACAGUUGAGUCAAAAAUGCCCGAAAGAUUUUAUAUAUUAGAACUUACUACAUACAAAUUUUUUAGUGAUGAACCAGGAGAGUUAGUUUUUAAAGAUAAUGUUGAUAAAGCAAACAAAUUUGAAUUAAUUCAAUCAGAUAAUGAUAAUGAAUAUUUAGUUGGUAUAUUAGGAAAUAAAAACAUGAAAUAUUUAAAUAGACAAGAAGGGAAGUUGAUAAUUAAUAACAUGCCAGAUUCAACGUGGAUAGUUGGAGGUAAUAAACAAACUAUAAGCCUAAGUGAUCCUAAUAAUAGUGUUAGACUUACUCAAAAAGAAAUAGAUGGUAAACUGGUUUUAGAAUUAGGAAAAUCAGAAUCUGAUAUGAAAGGACAAUUGUUUAGAAAAGCUAAAGACCCUACCGAAUUAAUGGCAAAUAAUGCAUCAAAAUUAUUAAAUAAAACCAAAGAAGUUACAAUUAAUGAUGCAAUAAAAGAAGGAGAGAAUAAAUUAAAGUCAGAUAAAACGGGUAAUAAUUCAAUAUAA